Messenger RNA from Rotaria sp. Silwood2, 585 nucleotides. NCBI's taxonomy places the organism in Eukaryota, Metazoa, Rotifera, Eurotatoria, Philodinida, Philodinidae. The record is from the annotation of a GenBank genome assembly.
AUGUCUCUAGAAGAAGCAUUGAAACCAGUUGAUCAUCUUAUGGAGAAUCUGUUAAGACAUGUAGCUGAUGCCAAACGGCAUUGUGCAAAGGAUCAAGAUGGAUUAACACAAGAUGAAUCGGCUUCUAUUAGGAUCUUCAGUAUGGAAGGGGGAGAAACUUCUCUUUAUAAGAUAUUCAAUGAUACACUACGUUCAGAAAAUAGAGAUAAAAUAAAACCAUGGUUUCCAUAUUUAAAAUUAUUCAUGACAGCGCUGCAUAUAUUGCCAUCAUUUCAAGGAGUAGUUUGGCGUGGUGUUCUAAGAGAUCUUAGUAAGGAAUAUACCAAAGGCCAACUUCAUGCCUGGUGGGUCGUGUCAUCCACAACUCGUGAUGCAUCAAUAUUACAAAGUUUUAUGGGUCAGUCUGGCAAUCGUACAUUGUUUACAAUUGAAUGUAGAAAUGGAAAAUCCAUCAAAAAUCAUUCUACGUAUCCUGAGGAAGAAGUAUUAUUAAUGCCAGGAUUUUACUUUGAAAUUACGAGUGUAUUCGAAGCGACACCUGGUAUGGAUAUAAUUGCUCUAAAAGAAAUCGAUUCACCAUGGUGA